This is a messenger RNA of Prinia subflava (tawny-flanked prinia), 3000 nucleotides long. It is a transcript of the gene MUSK, whose product is annotated as muscle associated receptor tyrosine kinase. Gene Ontology annotation, cellular component: plasma membrane; signaling receptor complex. The transcript is spliced from 17 exons. The record is from RefSeq and is a predicted model, not a curated record. Gene Ontology annotation, molecular function: ATP binding; transmembrane receptor protein tyrosine kinase activity; Wnt-protein binding. Gene Ontology annotation, biological process: positive regulation of phosphatidylinositol 3-kinase/protein kinase B signal transduction; positive regulation of kinase activity; cell surface receptor protein tyrosine kinase signaling pathway. Bases 1 to 2862 code for a protein of 953 amino acids. NCBI's taxonomy places the organism in Eukaryota, Metazoa, Chordata, Aves, Passeriformes, Cisticolidae.
AUGCCUUCUGGAUCAAACAUGAAUGACCUGCUGAAGGUGCCCCUGGUGCACGUCCUCACCCUGGCAGCCCUCAGCUUGGCCGAGACACUGCUGAAAGCUCCCUUGAUCAGCACUCCUCUGGAAACAGUGGAUGCCCUGGUAGAAGAUGUUGCCAAGUUUGUCUGUGUAGUGGAGUCAUAUCCUGAGCCGGAGAUUACGUGGACACGCAACAGCAUUCCCAUCAGGCUGUUCGACACACGGUACAGCAUCCAGAGGAAUGGGCAGCUCCUGACCAUCCUGAGCGUGGAGGACAGCGAUGAUGGGGUGUACUGCUGCACAGCAGACAACGGGGUUGGGGCGCCUGCGCAGAGCUGCGGGGCUCUCCAGGUGAAAAUGCGACCCAAAAUAACCCGUCCACCUAUAAAUGUAGAAAUAAUAGAAGGGUUAAAGGCUGUUCUUCCAUGCACUACAAUGGGGAAUCCAAAACCCUCUGUUUCAUGGGUCAAAGGAGAAACAGUUGUAAAGGAGACUGCUCGUAUUGCUGUCCUUGAUUCUGGGAAUUUAAGGAUACACAAUGUUCAGAGAGAAGAUGCAGGACAGUAUCGUUGUGUAGCCAAGAACAGUUUGGGCACAGCCUAUUCAAAACCUGCAACUGUGGUAGUGGAAGUGUUUGCCAGAAUCCUGAAGGCUCCUGAAUCCCAAAACAUCACUUUUGGGUCCAUGGUGACAUUGCGGUGCACUGCGACCGGCCUUCCAGUCCCUACUGUCACGUGGCUGGAAAAUGGGAAAGCUGUGUCUGUGGGGUCUACAGCAGAAAGUGUCAAGGACAGAGUGGUUGAUUCCAGACUGCAAGUAUAUGUCACCAGACCUGGCCUGUUCACUUGUCUUGCCACAAACAAGCACAGCAAAACUUUUGGAGCAGCAAAAGCAGCAGCAACCAUCAGCAUUUCAGAAUGGAGCAAGCUGUACAAGGGUGAUGCAGGCUACUGCAGCACAUACAGAGGUGAGGUGUGUAGUGCUAUCUUGGCGAAGAAUGCUCUUGUUUUCUUCAACUCCUCGUAUGCUGACCCAGAGGAGACCCAAGAGCUGCUUGUGCACACUGCCUGGACUGAACUGAAAAUGGUGAGUUCAUUCUGCCAACCGGCUGCUGAGUCUCUGCUGUGUAACUACAUCUUCCAAGAGUGCAAUCCCUCGGGAGCUGGGCCAGCUCCAAAACCAUUGUGCAGAGAGAAUUGCCUUGCUGUAAAGGAUCUCUACUGCUUUAAGGAAUGGCUCUCAAUGGAGGAGAACUCUCAGAAGGGGAUUUACAAGCCGGGGCUGAUGCUGCUCACUCUUCCUGAAUGCAACAAGUUGCCCAGCCUGCACCAGAAUCCCAGCUCCUGCACUCGCAUCCCCUUCUUUGAUUUUAAGAAGGAGAACAUAACCAGGACUUGCUACAGUGGCAAUGGCCAGUUUUACCAGGGCACAGCCAAUGUCACAGCAUCUGGCCUUCCCUGCCAGAAGUGGAGUGAUCAGGCUCCCCAUUUGCACAGGAGGACUCCUCAGGUUUUCCCUGAGCUGUUUGAUGCUGAGAAUUACUGCCGCAAUCCUGGAGGUGAGAACGAGCGUCCCUGGUGCUACACAAAGGAUCCAGCUGUGACCUGGGAAUACUGCACUGUGUCUCCCUGUGGCGAUGCAUUGUUAUCACUGGGAACAAGAAAACCAAAUGGAGAGACUCUAAAUCUGCCCCCUUCUCCUCCAUUUUCCCCUACGUACUCCAUGACUGUUAUCAUCUCAAUCAUCUCCAGCUUUGCUCUGGUCGUGAUCUUUGGCAUUAUCACCCUGGUUUGCUGCCGUCGUCGAAAACAGUGGAAAAACAAAAAAAGAGAGUCAGAGACACCAACUCUCACCACUCUGCCCUCCGAACUGCUCCUGGACCGGCUGCACCCCAACCCAAUGUACCAGCGCAUGCCUCUUCUCCUCAAUCCAAAAUUGCUUAGCCUGGAGUAUCCCAGGAACAAUAUUGAAUAUGUGAGAGAUAUUGGGGAGGGAGCAUUUGGGAGAGUCUUCCAAGCCAGGGCCCCAGGGCUGCUGCCAUAUGAACCUUUCACCAUGGUAGCAGUGAAAAUGCUGAAGGAGGAAGCAUCUGCAGACAUGCAGGCUGACUUUCAGAGGGAAGCAGCUCUCAUGGCAGAAUUUGACAAUCCAAACAUCGUCAAGCUUUUAGGCGUGUGCGCGGUGGGGAAGCCGAUGUGCCUGCUCUUCGAGUACAUGGCCUACGGGGAUCUGAACGAGUACCUGCGCGACCGCUCGCCCCGCAACCUCUGCAGCCUGGCGCAGGACGGUCUGGACACCAGGCUUGGCCUGCCGAACCCCCUGGCACUGGGCUGCACCAGCCAGCUCUGCAUUGCCAAGCAAGUUGCUGCCGGCAUGGCCUACCUCUCUGAGCGCAAGUUUGUCCACCGGGAUUUGGCCACCAGGAACUGCCUGGUGGGGGAGAACAUGGUGGUCAAAAUUGCCGAUUUUGGUCUCUCUCGGAACAUGUACUCGGCUGACUAUUACAAAGCAAAUGAGAACGAUGCCAUCCCCAUCCGCUGGAUGCCCCCCGAGUCCAUUUUCUACAACCGCUACACCACGGAGUCUGAUGUGUGGGCCUAUGGAGUGGUGCUGUGGGAGAUCUUCUCCUAUGGCAUGCAGCCUUACUAUGGGAUGGCUCAUGAGGAGGUCAUCUACUACGUGAGGGAUGGGAAUGUCCUCUCCUGCCCAGACAAUUGUCCCCUGGAGCUCUACAACCUGAUGCGCCUCUGCUGGAGCAAGUUGCCUGCGGACCGGCCAGGCUUUGCCAGCAUCCACCGCAUCCUGGAGCGCAUGUACGAGAGGGCCGUGGCCAACAUGUCUGUCUGAGGGAUGCACUUCCUUACUUGUCUCCUGUGUCCACCUAUCCAGACUGACUUGGACCAGCCCAUGAGCUCCUGAGCAAUGGUGGCUUCAUACCCUGUCCAGCUCAGGGAGGAGAAACAGCUUGUUCCACUACUAAGCAAG